Molecule: messenger RNA, 735 nt
Organism: Bursaphelenchus okinawaensis
Lineage: Eukaryota; Metazoa; Nematoda; Chromadorea; Rhabditida; Aphelenchoididae
Source: the annotation of a GenBank genome assembly
AUGCAGAUUAAAUUAUUGUAUUGUGUUUUAAUUAUCACUAUAGUGAUAAUACCAGUAGUGUGUUACAAGGCAGAAUGUAAUUCAAGUAAGCUUUGUUUUCAGUUAUUAACGCUGGGCGGGUGAUUUUUGUUUGGAGGGGAAAGGAGAAGUGGUAAAAAUGUUUUCCAUAAAAAGCCGCCUUCAACAAAAAAAAAUUUUUUGAAAAAAGUAAUUUUUUAAAUUUUUAUUUUUUUAAAAAAAAAGUUUGAAUACAAAAUCAACACGUAGUUUAGGUCAAAUGUGCCCUUUGGGCUGGAGCGUCUUAAGACGAGAAGACGGCUCAGCUCACACUUGCGACCCCAGCAACCCAAGCCGCAGUAAAUGCCCAAAACGUCAUACUUGUGUCGCUGCCAAAUGUGGAAUUAAAUUUUGUUGCAUAAAUGACAGUAAGUGAUUUAAAUAACAUUUUUGAAAAUUUGUAAACCCUAAACAGACAUAGUUAACUAUUUACAGUGAAACUCCUGUAUAACCAACCGCUUAAGGCUUCAAAAUGUGUUUGUUAUGAAGGAGUUUAGGUAUAGAGGAGUUUGUUAUACAAGAGUUUCACUGUAUACUAUACAAUAAAAAAAAUUUUUUUUGAAUGUGGAAAAAAAAACUAAAAAAGUAAGAUUGUUUGUUUCAGAAAUGUCACAAAAACUAAAAUUCGAGAAAGAAAUAGAAGAAGAAAUGAAUAAUGACAAGGACGAUGAAUUAUGA